Messenger RNA from Prorocentrum cordatum, 1971 nucleotides. The record is from the annotation of a GenBank genome assembly. Lineage: Eukaryota; Dinophyceae; Prorocentrales; Prorocentraceae.
AGCCACUUUGGCUCGAGAACCGCCCGGAGCCCGUCGGCCCCCACGUCUGACGGCGCCCCGGGGUGCCGCAGCACCAGGCCCUCCCGGGGCAGCCGCACCGUGGCCGUCGGAGCAGCCAUGCCCCGUGGCCCGCGCGGGAUGGAGGCGGCGCUGACGGACGCUGCCGCGGCGGAGGUCAGCGAGGACGCCGAGCCGUUCGCGGGCGAGGAGGGCCGGCGGGCCCUGCGGACGAGCUGUGGCGGACGCGCGCUGGUGGCCUCGGUGUCGCUGCUCGUCUCGCUCGUCGUGGCUGCCCUGGCGGCGAACGCUCGCGGCGUGGGGUCGCGCGAGACGGCGCCGCCGGCGCUGGUGCCGCAGAGGCUUUCCUCUGGAGGGCCAGUGCGCGUGAACGGGUGCCUCGACGACAAGCGGCCCGGCGACCCGUAUGCCGUGGCGAUUGUGUUCGCCGGCCGCCCGAAGUACAUGCGGCUGCUGGUGGCGUACCUGGACCAGCUCGUGGAGGACUGCUCCCUCGACGAGGUGCACGUGUGGAACUUCACGAAGAGCAAGAGGGACUGGAGGUGGCUGCAGAACGUGAGCGCCAGCCGCCCAGCGUUCCAGUUCAUGGAGCCCGCGCUGCCGGAGAAGUGGUACCCGACCGAGUACACCUGGCAGCAGGACCGCUGGAACUUCGCGCACCGCUUCUACGCCCCCCCCAACGAGACCGACGCGACCAGCGGGACCAGCGGGACCAACGAGACCCUGGAGCCCCGGUUCAUGCCGCAGUGGUCGGGUGCCACGCCGAAUUCUACGGUGCUGUUGAAGAUGGAUGACGACAUUGUCUACAUCGACACGGUGGGCUUCCCCGGGUUCACUCGCUAUGUCCGCGACCACCCCGAGAAGUUCAUCGUGCACGCGAACAUCGUGAACAAUCCUGUCACAGCUUACUACCAGGCCCACCGUAUCGAGAGGCUUUCGAAGCAGCACCCAGAACUUCUGAAGUACCCAAUGAGCUGGGCCAUCCCUGGACUUGACGGGGACUUGCUGUUGCUCGACAAGCCCAUAGUUGGUGAUUUGCAUCGGAUGUUCAUAUCGCACCUAGAGCGUUUCUCUUGGGAGAACGAGAGCGAAGACAGCUGCACUAGGUACAGCAUGCCGGUUGAAGACUUUUACAAAACUUCGAUCUUGGAACGGAGAUUUGCCACGUGGACGCUUAUGCAAUUCAAAUAUCCUGAGACGCAGGGCAGGCUGUGCAUCAAUUUUUUCGGUGCCAGGUGGGCCGCCUGGGCAAAGGUCCGGGACCUGGUCGAAGAAUACGGGGGCGUCGACGAGCAAGCCCUCACUGUUUGGGCUACCACUAAGAAGCAUGGCCUGGAGGAGUGCAUCUACACCCCGUUCAAUGUGGCACACUACGCCUUCCUUCGCCAGAGAGAGCGUGGGUUCGGCGACAAGGACCUGAAGCUCUAUGAGGAGCUACUGGCCAGGAAGAUCACCAUUCGAUCGACGAACCACAACUUGAUCGAAACACUGUCUGAGGAUCUCCUGGGGCUGCGCUCGAAUUGAGUGCGCUCACCUAUGCUGUAGCGGCGCCGUCUCCUCACCUCCCGAACCUUGGUGCUGCUGUGCAAGGCGUGCACUGUUGACGCUCACCGGCGUGUGCGAGAGUGCACAUUCUUAAGGAACGCCGCCCUUUGCAGGUCUAAUUCGACGCGCGUCUUUUGACAAGGUGCCAGCGCUAUUUACAGCGCGGAUGCGUAGAGGCGGGCUCGUGGGAUGGCGCGAGGAUUCGAGCCUUCUCGAUGGCUGUCAAUAUGUUCCGUACCUUCGCCACGGAUAUCUGGAUAGGUGGCGCCAGGCAGGUUGACAAUUGCCUGUCUGGCUUAUUCCGAGGAGGUUGUGCCCUCAAUAGGAAUGUGUGUCGACGACUGCCAUUUUUGGGUCGAGCUUGACCGCUGCAUGUAAACAAAUUAUCCCAGUGCGACCCUACCUAGG